This is a messenger RNA of Funneliformis caledonium, 1353 nucleotides long. The record is from the annotation of a GenBank genome assembly. NCBI's taxonomy places the organism in Eukaryota, Fungi, Glomeromycota, Glomeromycetes, Glomerales, Glomeraceae.
AUGCUAGAGAAUACAGAUGCCGAAUGUUCUUGUCCAUAUGCUUUCGAAGAUAUUAAAAAGUACUUUGAACUGGCCUCGAAACGUGACUUCGUUCCAUCCCUUUCAGAAUUUGUAAGGGAAAAUUCUGAUUUAUUAGUUCGUUCCCCUCCAGAAGUAAACGAUUUUAAAAGUUUAGAUGGUGCAUGGAAAAAGAGGUUCACCACAGUUGCAAAAAUACUUAAUAUAGAGGAAAGUAUCAGUGUUUUUAGUUUUUCCGCAUUUAUGGCAUCCCAGUCAGGUUUCGCCCUGGUACUGUGGGUAGUUAGGUGUCGCCCUCGCCAGAGUGAUGAUGUGGGAAAUCCCAGUCAGAUUAAUGUUGACACGCCCGAUUGGAAUAUUAUUAUUGAAAAGAGAUAUAAGGAACGAAUCACAGUCCGACGUCGUGAAAAAACUUUCACUAUGUACGAAAAAGAACAUGAAAUUAUUGGGAAUCAAUUAUCCAAAGACCAGGAAAACUAUCUCGAAAAUUAUGAACCCAAUAAUCUAAAGGAUGACGAAUCAACAACAGCCAAGAGGAAUGAAGAGAACCACAACAAGCAUGCUAUAGCUAGUGUAUCAAAUCUGACUAAAAACAAAAUUACCGCACUAAGUAAACGACCAAACUCCGAUGUAGAUUCUGAAGAUUUAAAAAACAACUCCUUCAUUGUAACAGAAGAGCAGUUUGAAGCCCCCGGACUUAUUGAUUCUCCCAUAAUACCAUCACCAUACACCGGUACCAAUGUGGAUUUGGUUCUGGAAAAGUCACAGGCUACUGAACAUCAAGUCCACCCGCCCGAAUAUACCGAAAACCCAUCAGAAAAGACUAUGCGUGAUGGAUACUCCACAACUCCAAAACAAUAUGAAAUCGACAUCGAGGAUGACGAUAAUGUUGGAAACACAUCAAAAAGAAAAACAAAUGAAGAUGACAAUGAUGACGAAUUACUUGAAAAUGCCAGAUUUCUAUUCAACGAAUUGAAUGAAGAAUCAUUAAUCGAUAAGGUUGAUGAGAAUUCACUAUUGGAUGAGACUCGAUUGCCAUUAGGAAAUAUUAACGGUAGAACACCGGAGGAGUUCCUUAAUACAAAUUUAAUCGAAUCAUUUAAUAAAUACCAAAAAAAAAUACCGAAAACUCGCAAGAUCCUAACCCCUGCAUAUUGGGGAAUAUUGGAUUUAACGAAAGAAAGUUUAAACAACUCCGGAAUAAAAAAUAAGGAGAUUGAAAAAUUAUCACAGAAUUUCUCCAAUAAAAUCGGAUGGACUGACGAUGUCCUUGCCUCCAAUGAAGUUCAAAAUAUUUUGAUAAUAAUUGCGAGAAUGUUAAUAAAAAUGAGAUGA